Molecule: messenger RNA, 2112 nt
Organism: Didymosphaeria variabile
Lineage: Eukaryota; Fungi; Ascomycota; Dothideomycetes; Pleosporales; Didymosphaeriaceae
Exons: 3
Coding region: 1-2112 (703 amino acids)
Biological process (GO): proteolysis
Cellular component (GO): cytoplasm
Molecular function (GO): dipeptidyl-peptidase activity; metalloexopeptidase activity
Source: RefSeq, a predicted model, not a curated record
AUGACUGCUACCAUUGACUCGGAGACGCUCAAGCAAUAUCUCGCUGAUAAUCCUCCCACCGUAGUCAAUCUUGCCAUCAAACCCCACUUUGAAGCUCUGAGUGAUAAAGAGAAGCUCUACGCUCACCACCUUUCACUGGCAUGCUUUGCAGGCUCCCGCAUCGUUCUCCGCCAGGUCUCCCCCGAAUCCGAACCCAUCUACGACUUCAUCGUCGCAUUGCACAAGCAUGUCAACGGCGACUAUGCCAAGGCCGCGAAAGAUGCUGGCAUCUCACAAGAAGAUGUGGAUUCAUACCUCAACUAUGCUGCUCAGUUCUUGGGCAACAUGGGCAACUACAAGUCGUUCGGCGACUCAAAGUUCGUACCACGAAUCGAAGCAAGCAAGCUGAAGGCGCUCGCCGGUGUGUCCUCGACAACGCAGAAGCUAUACGAACAAUUCGAGAACGCGAUAUACGCCGGAAACGAUAUUUCGAAACUCCACCUUGGAUAUCCGAGUGCGGGCCACGUGUCCACGUACUACCCAGACAGCCCUGACAUUACAAAGGAGGAGAUAUCGGGCGUGAGCGACUUUUUGGAAGGCAAGCGCCUGCUACCAGAGAACACGAGAAUCCGCAAGACGAAAGAGGGCUUCGAGGUCUUGAUCGCAAGCGCCCAGAAGGGCCCAUCUGCAGCGGAUAGGGAUCUCAAGGAGAGUGAAUGGACACUUCCUGACGGCAAAAAAGUCAAGUUGGUGUUUGGUGACCACGCUAAGGAGAUGGAGACCAUUGCGCAUCACAUCGCCGAGGCGAAGAAGUAUGCUGCGAAUGAAACGGAGGUCAGAAUGACGGAGGAAUACGCAAAGAGCUUCACCACCGGCUCAUUAGAGGCUUACAAGGAGUCUCAGCGGCAAUGGAUCAAAGACAAGGGCCCAGCGGUUGAGAGCGACAUUGGCUUUGUCGAAACCUACCGCGACCCGCACGGCAUUCGAGGAGAGUGGGAAGGUUUCGUCGCGACAGUCAACAAGGAGCGCACAGCGGCAUUCAGCAAGCUAGUGAGCGCUGCACCCAAGCUGAUUCCUUUGCUACCAUGGAAAGCGGAGUUUGAGAAGGACACUUUCCUGAGCCCCGACUUCACCUCGCUUGAAGUCCUCACAUUUGCUGGCAGUGGUAUCCCCGCAGGUAUCAACAUUCCGAACUACGACGACAUUCGCCAGAAUAUUGGCUUUAAGAAUGUGUCGUUAGGCAACGUUCUCUCGGCCAAAGCUCCAAACGAAAAAGUCCCAUUCAUCAAAGAAAAGGAUGUCGAGGUGUAUCAAAAAUACCGGGAUCCAGCUUUCGAAGUACAAGUCGGACUCCACGAGCUUCUCGGGCAUGGCUGCGGCAAGCUCCUCCAAGAGACUGCACCUGGCGAAUACAAUUUCGACAUCAAGAACCCACCCGUCUCUCCCAUCUCCGGCAAGCCUAUCACAACCUACUACAAGCCCGGCCAAACCUGGGGCUCCGUCUUCGGUCCCAUUGCCGCUUCCUACGAAGAGUGCCGCGCCGAGUGCGUCGCCAUGGCGCUCAGCUGCGACUUCUCCAUCCUCCAACUCUUCGGCUUCGGCGACGGCAAGGAAGACAUCGGCGGCGAGCCCGGCGACGUGCUCUACGCAGCGUACCUCCAGAUGGCGCGCGCGGGCAUCGCCUCCCUCGAAUUCUGGGACCCCAAGUCCCGCAAAUGGGGCCAGGCGCACAGCCAAGCGCGCUUCACCAUUCUCCGCACGUUUCUCAACGCGGGCGUCGAGUUCUGCGAGCUCGAGUGGAAGAAGGAUGACUUGUCUGAUCUCACGAUCCGCUUGGAUCGUAACCGCAUCCUGGACCUUGGGCGCCAGGCUGUGGAGGAGUACCUGCAGAAGCUGCACAUUUAUAAGAGCACCGCGGACUACGAGGCAGGGAAGAAGAUGUACGAGGAGCUGUCGAAUGUGGAGCCCUUCUACGAGAAUAAGGUUCGCCCCGCGGUGCUCAAGCAGAGACAACCUAGGAAGGUGUUUGUGCAGGCGAACACUGUGGUUGAGGGGGAGAAGGCGGUUCUCAAGGAGUAUGAGCCGAGUGCAUCGGGUAUGAUUCAGAGUUAUGUGGAGAGGGCGUACUUGUAA